Messenger RNA from Trypanosoma theileri, 1062 nucleotides. RefSeq lists its product as uncharacterized. Bases 1 to 1062 code for a protein of 353 amino acids. The record is from RefSeq and is a predicted model, not a curated record. The transcript has a single exon. NCBI's taxonomy places the organism in Eukaryota, Euglenozoa, Kinetoplastea, Trypanosomatida, Trypanosomatidae.
AUGCGCUACGUGCUGUGUAUCCUCGCUCUCCUGCUCUCAUGUGCGUGUGUGCACGUCCUCGCUGAAGAAGUGCCUGCCGCCGAUCUUUCCGACCAAGUCCCUGAUACGGAGAGUGAGACAAAGAUUAAUUGUCCUGCUGCUGGUGCUUCUGAGCCUGGUUGUUCUGGUGGAAGUAGUGGUCAUACUUCUGGUCCUCUUCUUACUUCUGAGCCUAGUACUCUUAAUGCUUCGCUUCAGAAUGGGAGAAAAGAGGGUGGUGAGGAUGGUAUUCCUGUUCCUCAAGCUAUGGGUGUUGCUGGGGGUUUGAGUGUUCAAGAAACUUCACAUCUUGCUGGUCAAAGAGAAACUGAACACCAACAACGUGCUGCUGCUUCAACUACAAGACCCAAUUCUGCUGACAGUCUAACAGUGCAGGGUCCCAAUCACGAUAGAGGGCAGACUCAAGAGCAAACACAUCAGGGUGGAGGGAAUGCUUUAUCACCAACAAAAGAAGUACAACCUUCUCUACACAAUGGAAAAGCAGAAGAGAAAUCACAAGAGAAUUCAGAGGAGCAGCACAACCUGCAAUCUACCGGUAGUCGCAAUGGAAUCCCUGAAGGUCAUCAGAUUUCUCGUACUCAGGUGCAGGAAACAUCGUCUGCAGGAACACAAGAUGCCAACGAAAAUAAGAAUAAUGCAGACAACCGCAGUGUAUCAAGUGGGAGUACAACUACGAAUGAUACUGCACCAACACAAUCUUCUUCACCAACAUCUACUGAAGCCAAUGCUACACCUUCACCACAGGAAACUGAGGGGAAUAAUGAAUCUGGUAAUACCAACGCUGACAGCGGCACUGCACCUGAAGGGAGUGGGUCAUCAAACAACCAAAAUGAGGGAGAAAAUACAGAUACCACCACCACCACCACCUCAACCACGACCACCACCACAACAUCAACACUUCCUCCUGAACUGACAAACAACAAGAAGGGUGAUGCAGACAGCAGCAGCAGUAUCAGCAGUUCUGUGUGGGUGCGUGUACCACUACUGAUUGUGGUUACACUGGCCUGUAUUCUUGUGUGUUGA